Messenger RNA from Stereum hirsutum FP-91666 SS1, 1164 nucleotides. RefSeq lists its product as uncharacterized. The record is from RefSeq and is a predicted model, not a curated record. The transcript is spliced from 6 exons. NCBI's taxonomy places the organism in Eukaryota, Fungi, Basidiomycota, Agaricomycetes, Russulales, Stereaceae. Bases 1 to 1164 code for a protein of 387 amino acids.
AUGACCGAGUUCGCGCAGACUGGUAUCCGACUGCAACAGCUGAAGUGUCUAAAAGCCAACGCGUCUUGGUCUACGGUGUAUCCCAAGCGAGAGUCUUACAGAUACGACUUCGUACCUUUGGCACUGGACCGAACCACGAUUCAUCGCGAAAAUCCGGACUCUCGCUCUUUCACUUCCUAUUCACCGCCUUAUAACAACUUUCCUCCCUUGCGGCACAGCUGUCACCCCUACUUCGUAAUAGUCUCCGCUAUACAGGCGUACGAAGCUCACCUAUCCAAAGACCUCACAGAUCAACACUGGGAUGUAUACGCGAGGCUGCGUUUGAUUGCCUCUCUUUGGGAAGAUCUGAAAGGUUUCCCGUUGGACGAGAACGCGCUUUUUUCUCUUCCUGCAGAUCAACUCAAGUCAUCAUCGCCCUCAGCUGCGGAAUCUACUGACGGCUCUCGAGAAGUGCUUCCUCACAGUACAGCAUCGACUAAAUUGGGGGCCGAGGCAACUUCACCCAAUGCGACCGGUGUUGGGCUUUCCUCCACGACCUCUUGGUCUUCCCCGAAACUCGCAGGUUUCAUUGUACCUCCUCCAUCAAUCAGGCCUGCCAGUGGAAUUGCCGCUUUACCAGCACCUCAGACCCCGAGUGCUUCCCCGGCUACGAAGUCGAAGAAGUCGAAGAAGUGGACUGGCUCUACAACGAGUGGGACACCCACCGCCAGCUCGUCGAGCCCGUCGAAUGUGAUACAUAGUCCUUCUCAUGCUGGAACUGGCGUACCUCGAGAUCCGACAGCGAUUCCAUCUACCCGCAACUCUCAUACCAAUAGUUCGACUUCCGCCUCUCCUCUUUUCCCCACGACACCAUCUACGACGGCCUCUCAAACUACCGGACGAGGGUUUAACCGUGACAUACCUGCUCAUUUUGGACCCAGUCAAAAUCUUCCGAUAUUCGAAGCUUUCACCGAGAAGGAAUGGGCAAACGCUGGCAUCGCUUUGGAAUAUCAAUGUCUCACUGUAACGCCUAGAUACAGUCACAAGUCACUAGAGGAGUGGAGGGUCGACGCCUAUCGUGGCAGUUACAAACCUUGGCCUACGAGGGCUGCCCAACCUUUCCCUUCAUUCAUACCCCUGAAUCCAUUGGGCACUUCAACAAACCCGCAGCUGCAUGCUCAAUAG